Molecule: messenger RNA, 4604 nt
Organism: Capsaspora owczarzaki ATCC 30864
Lineage: Eukaryota; Filasterea; Ministeriida; Capsasporidae
Exons: 7
Coding region: 190-4488 (1432 amino acids)
Biological process (GO): DNA damage response; protein dephosphorylation
Cellular component (GO): nucleoplasm; protein phosphatase 4 complex
Molecular function (GO): protein phosphatase activator activity
Source: RefSeq, a predicted model, not a curated record
CAAUCAUCCGCAGUUUCCUUUCAAACCUUUUUCGUUUCACGCGCCAAUACUUUGCUUGGACGUCUCUUUUUUUUUUGUGUUUUUUUGUUUUUGCAGACCAACCGUUUUCCCCCCGUCUCAACCUCUCUUGCUCUUUGUGUUCGUCGCUUGGCUGGUGAGCAGCGGGCAUCGAAUCUGGGUCGCGCAGAGAUGGACGCAGAGACGCCUGUCGACGACGAGCAGGGCCGGUCGUCGUCUCCGUCAUCAACUCGCUUGCGCUCCACAGCUCCUCGCCAUGAUGAUCGGCCAGUCGUGAGCGAGCCGGCGGCCGACCCCUACGACAUGUUCUCAUCAGACCCGGCAUCCGACACGCCAGUCGCUGCACCGCAGCCACACCCGCAGCCAAUACCAAGGACGACGGACGAGCGAGCAACUGGCACGCUGCAUUCCUCCUCCUCUUCUGCUGCUGCAGAGGCUGCUCCUCCGACGUCGCCUCGAUCGUCGUCAUCAUCUGCUUCCGGCGCCUCUUCAGAUCCAUCACUGUCUCGGAUGCUCCACGAGUCCAAUCCAGAGCAGCUGGACACACUCGAGCCCGCAGCCAGCCGCACCUCGCCAAUCUCGGUCGGCAUCAGCUUUGAUGGCGGCCAUCGGUCCUCCGACGCGUCACCCUCGAGCAAUCGACGGUCUGAGUUUGCUCGAAGGCGCAACUAUGACGAUUUCAUUUCCAACGGCGUCGACCCGGCCGACCGAAGGCACGCACCAGCACGCCAUGCCAACAACGACGACGACGACAACAACAUGAACAACCACCAUGACGGCGACGAAGACGACAGCAGCAACCACAGCAACAACAACAACAACGACGACGACGACGACGACCAUCCAGCAUUGCGCACCAGCGCGACAGACCAGGCUGAGACCGAGUCUGGCGCAGAGACUGACGCACAAGCAGCAGGCUCCUCCGACGCCGAGCGAUCGACACGAACACGCGUCAAAGUGUACACGCUGAGCGAUGACAGCGUGUGGGUGGAUCAAGGCACCGGGCACGUCACUUGCGAGCGACAAGAAGCCAACCUGUGGGACAUUAUCGUUCGCUCUGAAAACCCGGAGCAAUCCGAGUUGUUGCGGAGCAGAGUGACGACAGAGGACAUUUACCGACGACAGCAGCAGACGUUGAUUGUGUGGAAUGAUAGUGCAGACAACCAAAACCUCGCUCUCAGCUUCCAAGAGCGGAGCGGGUGCUGGGACAUGUGGAAUCAACUCUCUUGGCUGCAAGGGCUGGACCCCAACCGCGACCCGACCGACGACGACGCUCAGGACGCCAGCACGCGCGCUGCUACGAACGGCAACCGCAACCACGACGAGGAUGGCGAUCUUGGCAUCAGCACGCUGCGACAAAACGGCGACACUGUCUUUAUGCAAGACCAUUCCGACGAGGCUGACACGUUCGAGGACGUUGAAAACGCGCACGCCUUUGCCUUUCCCACGAUCGCCCUGGACAAUCUCGCCGAGGUGGUUCUCUUCUUGUCGCGCCCUCAGCCGAUUGUCAAGCGCGAUCUCAUUGUCACCACCAUCCUCAACACCCCAGCUCUGGCCAAGCUGGUGGACUUGUUCAAGCAGUGCGAGGACUUGGAAAUGACAGAGUCCUUGCACCAGCUGCAUCUAGUGUUCAAGUAUCUCAUCCAGUUGAAUGACAACAACCUGUUUGAGGUCUUGUUUUCAGAGCCGCACGUCAUGCACGUCAUCGGCGCGCUCGAGUACGAGCCCGACAUGGUCGAACGACCACGGCAUCGCGACUAUCUCAACACCACGUCCGUCUUCAAGCAAAUCAUCCCCAUCACCAAGCCCGGCAUUGUUGCCAAAAUCCACCAAAGCUUCCGCGUGCAGUACAUUCGCGACUUUGCACUCCCGCGCCAGCUUGACGACCCCACCGCCAACUCGCUCAAUUCAUUUGUCUUUUUCACCAACACGGACAUUGCCUCCGCCUUGCACAACGACGAGGAGUUUAUGGCCGAGCUCUUCCGUCUCCUCAAAGAGCCAGAGUUGACUGACACCGAGCGCAAGGAUUUGGUGCAAUUUUUGGAGGAAUUUUGCAAUCUGUCUCGCUCAUUACAAGUCCACGAGCGGCCACAGGCCUUCCAGUCCUUGGUCGACAAGGGCAUUCUCCAGGUCGUCAUGACUUCGUUGCAGCACGCAGACCCGAGCAUCCGCAAGUGUGCUUCCGAAAUCCUCGGAUACAUUACGCUCGUGGAUCCAGACCUGAUUCGUCGCUACAUUGUCGCCGAGCGCUGGCCUGCACAGUCAGGCCGAGCUCCGCUCACGAUGGCCCAGCGUCGUGCACAGCUACCACAGGCGUCACAGCUGCUCAAGCUGCUCGCCGAGCGCGUGCUUCAGGACGACGACAUUGGCAUUGUCGGCCAGCUCACCGAGGUCCUGCGCAGCCUCUGCGAAUCCACCCUGCAAUCCGAGCACAUGGUCGCCUUCUUUGCUGACUGCGUGCCAGUCCUCACCCAAGCCAUCAUGUCUGCCAUUCCCAACGCAACAGCCAUUCUUGCACAACUGAUUGCAACCGUCAACGCUGGGAAUGCAGCAACAGCUGGCCAGCACGUUGCCACGCCCUUGUUGCGCAACGAUUCCAUUUCAUCCGUCGCAACCAUUUCUCUCGGCGCAGGCAUGGACAACAACAGCACAGACGGAAUUCCAGAGCUGGUUCGCUCCAGCAACAGCUCGUCAGCCACUUCCCAAGAUGCAUCUUCUGCUGCUGGAGCCGCCUCUCCCAUGCGAGGAGGCAGCACGCCUCGAGUCGUCUCUGGCUCUGGUAGUGUCACUCCAGUCCCUCUCGAAGCAACGCAACCCGUGAUUGCCAGUUUGCCGACCACCCAGCCCGCGUCGCUCGAAUCCUUGGCUCCCGCGUCCCCGGUCUCCAUUGCAGCCUUGUCCAUCCCUUCCGACAUUCCCUUGUUUGAUGUGGACAGUGUGCACCCAGUGACGUCCGUGGCGUUCAAUCACAUUCUCGAGUUGUUCAUUUCGUGCCUGCAGCAAACUUCCGUUUGUCGCCAGCUGUACCCGUCGCUGCAGCAAGACGACUUUUUGGCCCACGUUGCGCUUUUGCUCUAUUGCAAGCAAAAGUUUGUGGCAUUGGCUGCACUGCGACUGCUGAAAAACGUGUUUGUUUGCCGUCGGGACGAGAACAUUCUGCAGUAUCUCGCGAGCAAUGGCCUCUUCUUCCCUCUCGUCGACAUGCUGGUGCGCAACGGCGAUCGAUACAAUUUGAUGAAUUCCGCAUUGAUUGACUUUUUCAACCUGAUCAAACUGGCAAACGUUCGCUUCCUUCUCUCCCACAUUGUACAACACUACGAAUCGCACCUGGCAAACAUUCACUAUGUCCCCACCUUCCGCGAAAUGAUUGAGCUGUUCCGUUCCUCCAAUUCUCCACCUGCUCCACAGGAACAGACACCCCUCCGCAGUCGCUUCCGCGAAGCGGAUGAUCAGGAUGCUUGGUUUGACGAGGAUCAGGAUGAUUUCGUCAAGCAAUCUCCACCCGCCCGGGGCACUUCGCCCACCAACGACGAUGACAAGGACGAUUUUCUGGAUCGCCGCGAGUUCCACGCGCGUCACCAACGGCGCUCGUCUUCAUCGGCCAUCGAAUUGAUUUCCAAUUAUCGCGCGGACGACGAAGAUGAAGAGGACGAGGAGGACGGAUUCGUUCGCCUCAAGCUUCCUGCUGCGUCGCCCGGCACCACGAAAACCGGCUCCUCGCCUGGUGGUACGCCAAUUGUGGGCGCGCUUCGUCUGGCCUUCUCCGUUGGCGCGGGUAGCGGACUAUCGAAUCCGUCGAACGCACCACCCCUUUCACCUCCCAUCAAGUCGGGCGGGAUUUCGAUCGCCACCAGUUUGGACCACCGCCCGCCUGCUCUGCACGAGCCCGAGGGCCACUCUUCUCCAGCAAACGCCGCCACCUCAUCCGGCGGUGCCAACGUUCUCGUGCCAGAGCACGACAAUCGUCACAAUCAUCACGGCACCACAAGCAGCAAUGCGGUUGAUCUCGAUGCUGCGCUCGUGCACUUGCCGCAUGGCCGUUCUUUGUCCCCGCCAAUCACGCGGUUUGGUGCAGGCGCUUCGCCACCGCCAUCCGCGGUGCGGUUUUCUCACUCUCCAGGCAACUCCCCGCCGCUUGGUCUUCUGCCCGAGCCGCACAUCCCGAUCGCGGUCAAGCGCUCCUUCCACGCGUUGACGGCCGAUGAUCAUUUAUCCCCACCGUCGGGAGCACUGGCAUCACCGCAUUCCUCUUCUCACCAACCCAGCGAAACAAGUCCAGGUCGCGGCCGCCCAGCUCCGACUGCCACGUCUCCGCCUGCGGGCGCUCCUGCUGCGUCCUCGACGACUUCACCAUCAAGCACAUCCUCACCAUCCGCCACGUCAUCGACGUCGGCAGCCGUGGCCAGCACCCCAGAGGAGUCGUUCUCAGCAUCAACAAAGCGGCCUCGUCUUGACACGACUGCUGUCUGAAGCUUGACUGAAGUAUACAGCGACCCAUCCAUCCAUCCUUCCACCAAAGAUACUCAUUUCUUCAUAUCCACACAAAUUGUCAUGUAAUAACAAUACACGUUGCGAUUUUUAUCCCC